Messenger RNA from Pseudocercospora fijiensis CIRAD86, 1701 nucleotides. RefSeq lists its product as uncharacterized. The transcript is spliced from 4 exons. Bases 46 to 1593 code for a protein of 515 amino acids. Gene Ontology annotation, molecular function: flavin adenine dinucleotide binding; dihydrolipoyl dehydrogenase (NADH) activity. NCBI's taxonomy places the organism in Eukaryota, Fungi, Ascomycota, Dothideomycetes, Mycosphaerellales, Mycosphaerellaceae. The record is from RefSeq and is a predicted model, not a curated record. Gene Ontology annotation, cellular component: mitochondrion; oxoglutarate dehydrogenase complex.
CUCCACUUCCACCUUUCCUCUGCACCCCUCGCACACUCUGCGGCAAUGUUCAAGGCUGUGAUAACCCGUGCGCCUAUGCGCGCUGCCCUUCGAACUGCCACACAGAGCUCACCUGUUUUCCGCGCCUCACCCAGCACAUCCCUGCUCCAGAGUCGGAUAUCGAGAAGUAGAGGAUAUGCUACGGAAGCUGAGGAGAAGGAUCUCGUAAUCAUCGGAGGUGGCGUUGCGGGAUAUGUGGCGGCCAUCAAAGCUGGACAGGAGGGCUUGAAGGUCACCUGUAUAGAAAAGCGCGGCUCCCUCGGCGGCACAUGUCUCAAUGUUGGCUGCAUCCCAUCGAAGUCCCUCCUCAACAACUCGCACAUCUACCAUCAGAUCCUCCACGACACCAAGAACCGCGGAAUCGAAGUCGGCGAGGUCAAACUCAACCUCCAGAAAAUGAUGCAGGCAAAGGAAACAUCGGUAUCGGGUCUGACAAAGGGCAUUGAAUAUCUGUUCAAGAAGAACAAUGUCGAGUACAUUAAGGGCACUGGAGCUUUCGCUGACGAGCACACCGUGGCCGUCAAUUUGGUCGAUGGUGGCGAGACGAGCGUACGAGGCAAGAACAUCAUCAUCGCGACUGGAUCGGAGAGCACACCUUUCCCUGGCUUGACCAUUGACGAGAAGAGAGUCAUCACUUCGACUGGAGCCAUCGCGCUGACUGAGGUGCCUAAGAAGAUGACCGUGAUUGGUGGUGGUAUCAUUGGUUUGGAAAUGGCUAGCGUCUGGAGCAGACUGGGCACUGAAGUGACUGUUGUCGAGUUCUUGGGCCAGAUUGGUGGUCCGGGCAUGGAUGCGGAUAUCAGCAAGAACAUCCAAAAGAUCUUGGGCAAGCAGGGUCUCAAGUUCAUGCUCAACACCAAGGUCACCCAGGGCGAUGCCAGCGGAUCUCAGAUUAGGCUCGACGUUGAGGCCGCAAAGGGCGGCAAGGCACAGACGCUCGAAUCCGACGUCGUCCUCGUCGCCAUCGGUCGUCGCGCCUACACACAAGGCCUGAACCUCGAAGCAAUUGGCCUCGAAACCGACAACCGUGGCCGCCUCGUAAUCGAUAGCGAAUACCGCACCAAAAUUCCUCACAUCCGCGUCAUCGGCGAUUGCACAUUCGGACCCAUGCUCGCGCACAAAGCCGAAGAAGAAGCCGUCGCAGCCAUAGAAUUCAUCACCAAAAACUACGGCCACGUAAACUACAACGCAAUCCCCUCCGUCAUGUACACACACCCAGAAGUCGCCUGGGUCGGUCAAAACGAAGCCGAACUCAAAGAAGCCGGAGUGAAAUACAAGGUCGGAACUUUCCCCUUCUCUGCAAACUCCCGUGCAAAGACGAAUUUGGACACCGAUGGUAUGGUGAAAUUCCUCGCGGAUCAGGAGACGGAUCGGAUUUUGGGUAUUCAUAUUGUUGGACCUAAUGCUGGUGAGAUGAUUGCGGAGGGAACUUUGGCGCUGGAGUAUGGUGCAUCCACCGAGGAUGUGGGACGGACGUGUCAUGCCCAUCCUACGCUUGCUGAGGCGUUUAAGGAGGCUGCUAUGGCUACUUAUGGCAAGGCUGUGCACUAUUAGAGAGGAGAAAGGUUCUUUUUUCUGGUUGAUGUAAAAGCGAUCAUACGGGUCUAUGACAGGGGAUCCGAGAAUCGUAGAAUCAUGAAAUCUGCAGCAUUACGGACGGUG